Stomoxys calcitrans (stable fly) is the source of this 13402-nucleotide messenger RNA. RefSeq names its product protein dachsous (gene ds). Lineage: Eukaryota; Metazoa; Arthropoda; Insecta; Diptera; Muscidae. The coding region runs from base 1441 to 12873 and encodes 3810 amino acids. Gene Ontology annotation, biological process: homophilic cell-cell adhesion. The transcript is spliced from 13 exons. Gene Ontology annotation, molecular function: calcium ion binding. Gene Ontology annotation, cellular component: plasma membrane. The record is from RefSeq and is a predicted model, not a curated record.
AGAGACGGAUUUUUUUUUUUGUGUGUGAGUUAAAUUCAAAAUAAAGAAACGAAAACACAAUUACCGCUGCACGAACGGUUUACGGAAAAGCGCGUUUUUUUUCUACUCAUCAUCUCGUUACUUGUAAAUGCCCCAGUGUUUAACUGCCAACAUACAUGUCCAUAAUAAUUUUUGUUUUAACAACAACGAAAAAAAAGUGGCAAUAAAGAAAAGUGUAUAAUGGGAGUGAUUCAAUGCCAAUUGGAUACAUAAUAAGGCAUAGAAAAAUGCAAUAAGAAAAUCGUCUAUGAGAGAAAUAUGAAAAUCUAUGAGAAAAUAUGUAUGUCCCCCACGAAAAUCUAUGGAAAAUAAGAAAAUAUACAAAAACGCCAAAUGAUAUGAAGCAAUAAAAGAAGAAUUUGUUGCAAAAAUUACACAAAGCUUUUGUUGAAAUAUAAGGAAUCUUAAAUUUUUAUUUCUAAUGUUGUGAGUUCUUAUUCAAAAAUUCUGUGAACGUGUUUACAGUGCAUACAGCUUUCCACAAAAAUGUGUGGUUCUAGUUGUUUAAAAUUUAUGAAAAAAUAAAAAUAAAUUACCACACAAAAACCCCCCCUAGAGCCCAUACUAUCUCUACUACACCAGCCAUUCAGCCAUUUAGCCAUCCAUCCAGCCAGCCACCGAGUCCCAGCAACACCAAACAGCAAGCAAACAGAGCCUAAGAAAAAAAAAAGUAAAGAAAAAAAAUUAAAAGGCGAAAAGAAAUAUUUUUCAACGAGUCAAACGGGUUCUUAACGCUCUAUACACAGUGAAAUACAACAACAGCAACAAAAUACAAAAAAAAAAAAAUAUAUAUAUCCAACAAAACCAACUAAAGUUAUAGUUGCCAGCAAGUUUGGUGUUUAUAUAUUGUGAUUGUCUCUCUGGUUUUUGUUUUGUUUUUGGCUUUUCAUCAUUGGCUUUACUGGUUGGAAAAAUUGCAAAACAAACAACAACAAAAAAAAAAAAAUACACAAAUCUCCAAAGGAAUACAAUCUACAAUCAAUGAUGUUUUUGUUGGGAUUUUGCCGAAAACUCCCUUCGCAAAGUAACAUAACAUUGGCCUGAAUGAAAAAUGUAGAGCCAGAAUAUAAUAGGCCAUAAAAGAUUCAUUCAUUAAACACUCACAACAGUGUUAAAAAGAGAGCAGCAGCAAUGAUUCCAUUUUCUUUGCCACCAGCAACAAACACACCAUGAAUAUCGUCAGAAUAAUACAAACAAUCAGGGUUUAACGAAAAAACCCCCACAUAGGUCCUUACAUCAACUUUAAGUAGCUUCACUGCUCUUGCCUGCAAAGAGCAAAAGCUACUUAAAUUCAUCAGAAACUCCAACACACAAGCAAAAAAAAACAUACCCACGAAAAGGUCCUUAAAACCACAACAAAAUUUUCCAAGGCCCUUGCAACAAAAUAAAUAAAAUAAAAAAAUGACUGAAUUAUAUUUUAAGGACAUAGUAGCCAAAGCAGAAAAUAUCUGCCAAACUACAGCUCAAUAUACACACAAUCAUCGAUUUCGACGAAGAGAGCCCUUCAACAUGGAAACCAUUUGUGCUCGCUUGCCAACCUCCUCUGCCAUCAGUCAUAGGCCUUUGUGGCAGUUACUGUUAAUGCUGGGCCUCUUAUUUCAUCAGACCACUUUGGUAACAGCGGAAUUGGUACGCGAGCUCGAUGUCUCUGAGGGAGUGCCAGUGGGCCAUCAGAUUGGCUAUAUAGGCGAACAGCUGCCUGGUGUGAAUAGUGGUCCCCCCUAUUUGAUAGUGCCCGUACCGGGCAGUGGUGUUGACACCGACCUAGCCAUUGAUCCCAAUACGGGUGAGAUACGGACAAAAGUGCGCUUGGAUCGCGAAACCAGAGCCUCCUAUAGCCUGGUGGCCAUACCCAUGAGUGGCGAGAAUGUUCGCAUUUUAAUACGAGUGCACGAUGAGAACGAUAAUGCGCCCACGUUUCCGACCGCGGUUAUGAAUAUCGAAUUUCCGGAAAAUACGCCGCGCGACGUGAAAAGGACGUUACAUCCAGCCCGCGAUCUGGAUCUCAAUCAGUUCAAUACGCAACGUUACAACAUCGUCUCGGGUAAUACGAACAAUGCCUUUCGCUUGUCUUCGCAUCGCGAACGCGAUGGGGUGCUCUACUUGGAUUUACAGAUCAAUGGUUUUUUGGAUCGCGAGACAACACCAUUUUAUAGCCUGGUCAUAGAGGCUUUGGAUGGAGGCACUCCCCCCUUAAAGGGUCAAAUGACCGUCAAUAUCACCAUACAGGAUGUCAAUGACAAUCAGCCAAUUUUCAAUCAAAGUCGCUAUUUUGCCACUGUGCCCGAAAAUGCCACUGUGGGCACUUUGGUGUUGCAGGUCUAUGCCACCGAUGCGGAUGCCGAGGAAAAUGGUCUGGUGGAGUAUUCCAUCAACCGCCGCCAAAGCGACAAGGAGCAUAUGUUUCGAAUAGAUGCCAAAACAGGAUGGAUUACCGUUAAUAAACCUUUGGAUUUUGAGACCAGAGAGCUGCAUGAAUUGGUGGUGGUGGCCAAGGAUCAUGGGGAGACCCCAUUGGAGACCACAACGUUUGUCUCUAUACGAGUCACCGAUGUCAAUGAUAAUCAGCCCACCAUAAAUGUGAUAUUCCUAAGUGAUGAUGCCACGCCCAAAAUUUCCGAAUCUGCUGAACCCGGAGAUUUUGUGGCCCGCAUUUCGGUACAUGAUCCUGACUCCAAGACCGAAUAUGCCAAUGUCAAUGUAACCCUCAAUGGAGGUGAUGGCCAUUUUGGUUUGACCACUCGUGAUAACAUCAUCUACUUGGUUAUAGUCAAUAUGACUCUGGAUCGUGAAUUGACUCCCAACUAUACCCUCUCAGUGGUGGCCACCGAUAAUGGCACUCCACCUUUGCAUGCGUCCAAGACUAUUUAUUUGCGCGUUACCGACAUCAAUGAUAAUGCCCCUGAAUUCGAGCAGGCCAUCUAUCAUGCAAAUGUUAUGGAAAUUUCCGAUCCUGGAAGUUCGGUUCUACAGGUCUAUGCCUAUGAUCGCGAUGAGGGCAACAACUCUGCAGUGACCUACAGUCUUUUGGAUACUCCCGACACACAUUCGCAAUGGUUUCAAAUCGAUCAGUAUACGGGCGUGAUAACAACGCGCACCCAUAUUGAUUGUGAAACGGAACCGGUGCCCCAGCUGACCGUGGUGGCUCACGACAAUGGCCAUCCGCCAUUGUCCUCGACAGCCACAGUGCUUGUGACCAUACAUGAUGUCAACGAUAAUGAGCCGAUUUUCGAUCAAAGCUACUACAAUGUGACAAUAGCAGAGAAUGAGACGAAAGGAAGGUGUAUUUUAAAGGUGUCAGCCAAUGACCCGGAUUGUGGCGUUAAUGCCAUGGUAACCUACACCAUGGGUUCAACUGCCAGAGCCAUUAGCGAGUUUGAGGUACGCCCAGCUUCAGGAGAGAUAUGUGUAGCGGGCGAAUUGGAUUAUGAAAGGAAGAGAGUUUAUGAGUUUCCGGUGGUAGCCACCGACAGAGGUGGCCUUAGCACCACAGCCAUGAUUAAAAUUCAUUUGACCGACAUCAAUGACAAUCGCCCCGCAUUCUAUCCAUCACAGUACAAAGUCUCUUUGCGUGAAUCAUCCGCGGCCAGCGCAUCAUCAUCGACUGGCAAUAGUGCGCCGACACCAAUUGUCACCGUUAUGGCUACCGAUCCAGAUUCAGGGCGCUUUGGUGCCCUCACCUAUCGCAUUGUUGGCGGCAAUGAUGCCAGUGUCUUUCGCAUUGAUCGUGCAACCGGCGAAAUUUUUGUAAAUCGCCCCAAUAUGUUAUCGACGCGCACGCAAUCGCAACAUGUGUUGAACGUAUCGGCGAGCGAUGGUGGCGGAUUGAGGACACAACACGAUGCUCUGGUAUAUGCGAACAUAAUCGAUGCCACGCAAAGACCACCAAUAUUUGAGAAAUUACGUUAUAAUUUUUACGUAAAAGAGGAUGUCAUGCGUGGCUCUGUCGUUGGCACAAUACAGGCAACUAGCACAGAUGCAGUCAAUCGUAAUGCCGUUCAUUAUGCCAUAUACGGUGGUGAUAGCGAAGGCUAUUUUUCCAUAGACGAAAACUCCGGCAAUAUACGUGUGGCCAAUUUGUUGGAUCGCGAAGUCAAGGGUCAAGUAAUGCUCAAUGUGGAGGCCAGCAUGAGCCACACAGCCCAUAGGGGUUAUACACAGGUUAAUAUUGUAAUCGAAGAUGUUAAUGACAAUGCACCCGAAUUCGAGACGAAUAUCAUACGCAUCUCGGUUCCAGAAAACUUCGAUUUGGCCAAACCUUUGUAUGCCGCUUAUGCUAAUGACAGGGAUUCUGGUAAAAAUGGUGAAAUAUCAUAUAUAUUGACAAUGACGACAACGACAGACACAUUAAACAAUGUCACGAUGUCCACACUGGCAAUGGUCGGAGGAGCAUCUGCCUUGACUUCUUCACAGCAGCAGAGCUUGUUGGUGGAGCAGGCACAGCCACAGCCACAUCAACUUCAGAAUAAUCAAGCUUCUGUCUCAAAGUCUCCCCAUUCUGGCCACGGUCAACAGAUAUCUGCAUAUGGCACUGCUGCAAAUGGAGGUGCUGCUGGCGGCGGUGCUAGUGGUAGUGGUAGUGGUGGUGGCAAUGUUGGCUUGGGUUCUAAGUUACAAAAUCUCUUUACUAUCGAUGCACGUUCAGGCCACCUAACAUUGUCACGACACUUGGAUUACGAAACUUCACAGAGACAUACGUUAAUUGUCACUGCCAUGGACGCUGGGCAGCCACGUUUAUCAAGCAAUUUAACCAUUGUCGUGGAAGUACAGGAUGUCAAUGAUAAUCCACCAGAAUUUGAACGUAAUGAGUACCAUGUAAAAGUGUUGGAAUCAAUGCCAGUUAAUUCACAGAUUGUCCAAGUGACAGCCAUAGAUGCAGAUACUGGCAACAAUGCUCGCAUCACUUAUCGCAUCUUGGCCAAUAAUAACCAGUUGGCAGCAACAGCAGGAAACAGUACGCUCGCGAAGACAAAAAAUAGUAAUGGCCUUACCUUGAAAACUAAAAAGCAGCCUGCCUCCAGCACCUCCUUCACCGCCGACACAGAUGGUGUAUCCUCCAUGGAUGCAGAAAUAGCUCAAAUAUUUGGCAUAUAUCCAAAUAGCGGUUGGAUCUAUCUACGUUCGCCUUUGGACCGAGAGACACGUGACCAUUAUGAACUGCAUGUGGUGGCCAGCGAUAAUGGGUCACCGCCAGCCCAAACCAGCACACGUGUGCUGGUGCGCAUACUGGAUGCCAACGAUAAUGAUCCACGUUUCCUACGUCCAUCAUAUGAAUUCAGCAUUGAGGAGAAUAUGAGUCGCGGCUCCUUGGUGGGCAUCAUUGGUGCUACCGAUUUGGAUUUGGGCGAGAAUGCGGCCAUCAGAUACAGUUUAUUGUCGCCAAAUAGUUCGUUUCAAGUCAAUCCACUUACGGGUGAAAUAACCACACGCGAACCAUUGGAUCGUGAAUUGAACUCUGUGUACGAUCUAGUUGCGGAGGCUCGCGACCAGGGUACACCAUUUCGCAGUUCACGCGUCUCCGUCAAAGUCCAUGUAACCGAUGUCAAUGACAAUCAACCGAAGAUUGUCGAUCCGCAGGAGGAUGUGGUCAGUGUGCGCGAAGAACAGUCGCCCGGCACUGAGGUGGUGCGCAUACGUGCUGUCGAUCGUGAUAAUGGACAGAAUGCAUCGAUCACUUAUUCGAUAUUAAAAGGUCGUGAUUCGGAUGGCUUUGGUCUGUUUAGCAUAGACGCCAACACGGGUGUCAUUCGCACGUUGGUCGUGUUGGAUCACGAGGAGAGGAGCAUCUAUCGCCUGGCGGUGGCUGCCACGGACGGUGGCAAUCCACCAAAACAAUCAAUACGUUUGCUGCGUGUUGAGGUGUUAAAUUUGAAUGACAAUCGGCCAACGUUCACCAGUUCGAGUCUAGUGUUUCGGGUCCCCGAAAAUGUUGCCAUAGGCCACAUCGUUGGCUAUGUUGCUGCCGGUGAUGGCCGCAAACAGAAUAUGAUCUUCAAUGAGGAUAAUCUAUAUGUCACCUACACUCUGGCGGCACUCUCCAAAGAUGUGGUGGAGGGCGCCUUUGACAUAGAUCGCCAUACUGGAUCUUUGGUGGUGGCUCGACCCUUAGAUCGUGAAGAACAAGCCGAGUAUCGUCUGGAAGUCAGAGCUCUUGAUACCAGUGCCAGCAACAAUCCCCAAAGUAGUGCCAUUGCUGUAAAAAUAGAAAUAACCGAUGUCAAUGAUAAUGCCCCCCUAUGGCUAGAGGAUCCCAUAGUGUUGCAUGUCAGUGAAUUAAUGCCUCCCGGAUCGGUUUUACACAACUUCACAGCCAGCGAUUUGGAUGCUGGUCUUAAUAGUCACAUACAAUACAAACUGGUGAAAUAUGGUCCCAAAGUUCUGGCGCCAAGCGAUAAAAGUAAUCAUAUCACCACCGAAGACAAAGAUUUAUUUGCUGUGGACAUUUUGACCGGAGGUCUUACCCUAAUGGGACCUUUGGAUUAUGAAAUGGUCAAAGAGUACAUACUCAUUGUCGUGGCUUUCGAUUUGGCCGAAAAUGUCACCGAACGUUUGCAGACCACCGUUACCGCCGUGCUCAAGGUCAUAGAUGAGAAUGACAAUGAGCCGGAAUUUGUUAUACCCCCAGUGCAAAAGGAAAGUCGCAAUCGUUAUGGAGUGCCCAGCAAAGUGCAAAUGCCCACCUCUUUGAUUUAUAUCAGCGAUAAUAAGCGCAUAGACGAUUCCCUUAUACAAUUGGUGGCCAUAGACAAGGAUUCUGGGAAUAAUGGUCGCAUAACAUAUGCACUGGAGAAUGGCAAUGAGUUGGGUUACUUUCGUUUGAAUUCGCAAACGGGAUCUUUGGAUCUCAUCAAAUCCUUGCCACCUUUUGGCAAUGUGGCAGAAGGCCUGGUGGAUGCGCCUGCACGCACCCUAAAUCGCAAUAAAUUUGAAUUGGUCAUAAAGGCUGAGGAUAAUGGUCAGGAUAAGGAGAAACGCAGCGCUUCGAUGAAAUUGCAGAUUUUGGUGCGUGGCACCAAGAGUAAUCCUCCACGCUUCAUGCAGUCCAUGUAUUAUGCCAAUAUAUCGGAAAAUUCACCAGCGGGUAGCUUUGUAUUGCAAGUGACGGCAAAGUCUUUGAAUAGUGGGGAGAAUGCUAAUCUCACCUAUGAGAUACCAACAGGUGUCGCCGAUAAUCAUUUUCACGUUGACACCCAACGUGGCAUUGUCACCACACGCGGCCAAUUUGAUCGUGAAACAAAAGCUUCAUACAUUUUGCCAAUUUAUGUUUACGAUGCCAAACGUUCGAGUGCCAAUCUAAUGGCCGUUGCCAACUCAGCUGCAAGUGCAACAGCUAUGAAUUCGGCUGCGGCAGCAGCUCGCCGUCAACAACGUUCAUCGGUGAAUGAGGCAGCCACUGCACAAAAUGGCCAAUUUGAUGUGGCCACUUUGCAUAUAACCAUAACUGACGUUAAUGAUCAUGCCCCGGAAUUUAGACCAGGCUCCUGCUAUGCCUUAUCGGUGCCGGAGAAUAGUGAUUUGGCGGUAAUACACACCAUUGUGGCCACGGACUUGGAUGCAGGAGCCAAUGGAGAGAUAGUCUACACCAUUAUAGGUGGCAACACUGGCAAUAAAUUCAGUCUUGAUAUGCACUCUGGUGAACUGACAGCUCGUCCUUUGGAUCGUGAACAACAAUCACGUUAUAUCCUACAAAUUCAAGCCACCGAUCGCGGUUCACCCAUCAGCUAUCAGGGCCAUUGCAACAUCACCAUUUUGGUUGAGGAUCAAAACGAUAAUGAUCCCCAUUUUGAACAACCCAAAUAUGUGACCAGUAUUGCCGAAGAUGUACCAGUGGGAACGAGUGUGAUGCGCAUCCGUGCUAUGGAUGAUGAUUUAGGUGUCAACGCUCGCCUGCUAUACACUUUGGCCAAUGAGACCCAAUGGCAGUUUGCCAUAGACAAUAAAAGUGGUGUCAUAACCACUGUGGGCCCCCUGGAUCGUGAACGUCAACAGUUGUACAAUUUCAUGGUGGUUGCCACCGAUGGUGGUCGUUAUGAUUCUCGUUCUGCCAGAGUGCCCGUACAAAUUUCCAUCGUAGAUGUUAACGAUAAUAAGCCCAUAUUCGAACGUUAUCCCUUUCGAGCUCAAGUGCCUGCCUUGAUACAACCAGGACAAACUCUGGUGCAGGUAACGGCCAGCGACAAAGACUUAGGCCUUAAUGCUGAGCUAAUAUAUUCGCUCAAGGAGCAGGAUGAUCCCUCGACAAGAGGAAAAUUUCGCAUUAACCCCAAUACAGGUGUGGUAAGCGCCUCACAAAGUUUGGCCAGCGAAUCGGGCCGCCUCCUACAUCUGGAGAUAAUGGCCCAGGACAAAGGACAACCUUCCAUGUCCACUGAGGGCUUGAUAGAACUGCUUAUAGGCGAAUUGCCGCAAGGCUCACCUACGCUGCGCUUUCAAAAUGACACCUAUCGAGUGAAGAUUAAAGAAAACUCCGAAGUGGGUCUGAAAAUGCUGCAGGUCAAUGCUCUACGCUCAGAUGGCAGAAGAACCAAGUUGGCCUAUUCAUUUGGCACAGGCAAUGGAAAUGGAGCCUUUAGCAUAGAUGCCAAUACGGGAGAAAUAAAGGUGGCCAAUAGCGAGGAAUUGGAUUUUGAACGUUAUGCUGGCAAUUCAAGAGAGGAAAUGCCCAAUUCGCACAAACUGUAUGCCAGCUAUAGAGGCCGCUCUAUGCUGUAUGAAGAUGAAGAGGAUAAUUCCACUACGGGUGCUGCUGCAGCCUUUGGCUUGGAUUCCGAUAUUGAAGACUCGGAAUUAGUGAAACCCUUUCGCAAUAAUAGAGCCUUGCGCCGCAGAGAAAUGGAUGAUUUGCCUGUACUAUUGGCCUCGGCCAUACAACCCCACGAAUUGCGCCUUAUGCUGGUGGCCCAGAGUGAAUCGCAUAGUGGCUCAAUGCCUUUGUUUGCCUAUGCCGAACUCAUUGUCGAACUCGAGGAUGUCAAUGACAAUAGCCCCAUCUUUACGCAGUCCCAGUAUGCAGCCACCGUGUGGGAGGGUAACAACAAGGGCACUUUUGUGGUCCAAGUGUCCGCUUUCGAUCAGGACUCGGGUACAAACUCCCGCAUCCUCUAUCACAUUGUGGAUGGCAAUCAUGAUAAUGCCUUUGUCAUAGAGCCCGCCUUUAGCGGCAUUGUUAAAACGAACAUAGUGUUGGAUCGUGAAAUUCGUGACUUGUACAAGCUGAAGGUGAUCGCCACUGAUGAGGGGGUGCCACAGAUGACAGGCACAGCGACAAUACGUGUCCAUAUUGUAGAUGUGAAUGAUAAUCAGCCCACAUUUCCACCGCACAGUGUGAUCAAUGUUGGCGAAGGCACUGAAUUAGGUUCAGUUAUUACCACCAUCUCGGCCAACGAUGUGGACACCUAUCCUGCCCUCACCUAUCGCUUUGGAUCGCUAGAGAUGCCAGAUCAACACCAGCAUCAGCUGCAGCUGCAGCACAGUGGCGAUGAUUUGUUAACGUCCGACAUCAAGUCCAUAUUUGCCAUAGAUCGCUACAGUGGCAAGGUGGUGUUGAAGCGACAUUUGGAUUAUGAGCAACAGCAGGAGUAUGAGUUGGAGAUCAUAGCCUCGGAUGCUGCCCAUGAGGCUCGCUGUACGCUGACAGUGCGUGUGGGAGAUGAAAACGAUAAUGCGCCGAUAUUUGAGCAGCCUGCCUACUUUGCCUUGCUGCCUGACUUGCAAUUGACAUCGAGUGCUGCCUUGAGCUCCGAUUUGGAGCUGUUGCGUGUAAAUGCCACCGAUAUGGACUCGGAGGAGAAUGAUAAUGCCAAAAUCAUCUACCGCCUGGAGCCCGAGAUCAAAGGUUUCAGUGUGCAUGAGCAAACAGGGGCGGUGUAUGUUAAUGUCAGUCGUUUGGCUGGUCCCAAUGCUGAGGGUCUGAGCGAGGAUCUUUUUGUAACCAUAGUGGCCCAGGAUAAGGGCACACCUUCUAUGAAAUCCUCCACCAUUUUGAGGGUCCAGGUGCAAGGUCAUAACUCAGCACGUGCCCAAUUCCUUCAAAGUCAUUAUCGCGCCCAUGUCAAUGAGGAUGCUCCUUUGGGUUCGGAGGUGCUGAAACUCAGUCAGGAUAUUUUGGAUGCCAACACCGAUUUCAGUGACAACAACCUCAUGUUCACCAUAGUCUCGGGCAAUGAAGAGGGCCGCUUUAAGGUCUUUCAGGGACAGGCCAUUAUACUGGUCAAACCAUUGGAUCGUGAGCAUAUGGAUUUGUAUAAACUACGACUGGUGAUCAGCGACCCCUCUGCCUCACCCCAGCAAUUGGCCUCCCAGGCUGCCGAGAAUUCCACCUCGGCCAUUAAUGUCUUUGUCUCCGUGGAUGAUUGGAAUGAUAAUGCCCCGCAAUUUGUCAACUCUUCGCGCUAUGAGGCCGAAGUCAGUGAAUUGGCCCCCUUGCGAUACUCCAUAGCCCAGCUACAGGCCUUGGACUUGGAUGCCGAUAAUACCCCCAACUCGGAGGUGGUCUAUGAAAUCACCUCAGGCAAUGAUGAGGGCAUGUUUACCAUUGACCUGGUCAGCGGUGUGCUUUUUGUCAACAACAAGCUGGACUAUGAUUCGGGUUCCAUGUGUUACGAGCUCAUAAUAAGAGCCUGUGAUAGUGCCUCCCAGCCCUUGUGUUCGCUGCGCUCUUUCCGCUUGUCCUUGAAAGAUGAGAAUGACAAUAGGCCCAUGUUUCCGGUAGCCGAGUUUAUAGAAUUUGUGGCCGAAAAUGAGCCUGUGGGCACCAGUGUGUUCAGGGCCCAUGCCACCGAUCGCGAUCGUGGCCCGUAUGGUCUGCUCAAUUACACCAUAGAACAUGAGGCCGUGGGUUCCGAUGAUGUAGCCUGGAAACUAUUUCGUGUGGAUUCUGAGACAGGCGUUAUAUCGACCAACUCCGUCUUUGAUUUUGAGCAGCGCAGCCGCUUUGACUUUCUGCUACGGGCCAUGGAUUCCGGUGGUAAAUCCUCCAAAGUCAAGGUGCGCAUACAGAUCGAUUCCCGUGAUGAAUAUGCUCCUCAGUUUACAGAGCGCACCUAUCGCUUCAUCAUGCCCUCUCCCUCCAGCGGCUAUCUACCUUUGGGCUAUGUGGUGGGUCAAGUGUCGGCUUCGGAUCGUGACAAGGGCCCGGAUGGACGAGUGGUUUAUCAACUUAGCUCCCAGCAUGCCUAUUUCAAGGUCAACCGCACCACCGGGGCUGUGGUGCUAAAAAAGAAGCUCGACGACAACUUUGAUGAUGGCCGCGACAUAAGCCUUGUGAUAUCGGCCAGUUCAGGCCGUCAGGGCUCCCUCACCAAUAUGACAGUGGUGGAAAUUUCCUUGGAUCCCUUGGCUGAUCCUGGCACUAAUUUGGCCAGCAGUGGCAUUGGUUCUUCAGGCGCCAGUGGAGGACUGGCGGAUUGGAUUUUGGGCCUCAUCAUUGCCCUGAUGUUGGUGGUAUGUGCUGCCGCUGGCAUUUUCCUAUUCAUACGCAUGCGCAGCCGUAAACCUAGAAAUGUGGUGAAGCCGCAUCUCAACACCGAGCCAGUGGGCAAUUCGAAUAGCUAUGUGGAUCCCAGUGCCUUUGAUACCAUACCCAUAAGGGCCUCGGGCCUGAACAAUCUCAACAGUGGCAACAACAAUCCCAGCACUUCAGGUGCCAUGGCCUCCGCCCAAUUUGCUCCACCCAAAUAUGAUGAAAUACCCCCCUACGGCAAUCAUGCGGGGAGUUCUAACUCCGGGGCCGCCACCACCUCGGAGUUGUCGGGAUCCGAGCAAUCGGGUUCAAGUGGUCGUGGAUCUGCCGAAGAUGACGGUGAAGAUGAGGAGAUACGAAUGAUAAACGAGGGCAACCUAAGGGCUGGAGCUGCCGGGGAAGAUGGCCGUUUGUCGGAUAUAUCAGUGCAAAAUACCCAGGAAUACUUGGCCCGUUUGGGAAUAGUCGAUCGUGAUAAUGAUGCCAAUGGCGGAGCUUCCACCACCAGCAUGGCGGGCUCAAAUAAGGAGGCCCACAUGCAUCAUCCCUUGCCCAUGGUGGAUUCGCUGCAUGCCAUGUAUGCCGAAGAUCCCAAUGCCGAAACGGACAUAACAAAUCUCAUCUAUGCCAAAUUGAAUGAUGUCAACGGAGCCGCCUCCGACAGGGCCAGUAGCAAUGACGAGGCAGCAGCAGCAGCAGCUGCCAAUAUGGCCACAGCGGUUAUGGGCUACAGCAAUCAUCCUGGGGUAAAUGCUGGCAAUGUGGGUCCCUCUAUGACAGGGUCCCUGAGUUCCAUAGUCCAUAGUGAGGAGGAGCUUAAGGGUAGCUACAACUGGGACUAUCUACUCGAUUGGGGUCCCCAAUAUCAGCCAUUGGCCCAUGUGUUUUCAGAAAUAGCCCGCCUUAAAGAUGACAAUGUCUCGGUGAACAGUGGACAGAGUGGAGGUUCCUCGAGCAAUAAAAGCAAACAAAGUCUGGCCCAUUCCAUAGCGAGUGUAGUCAAGACUCGCAUUCCCCCGCCCAUGUUAACAAAUGUGGCCCCAAGGGCCAUAAAUCUGCAGGUGCUCUCUGGCACGGGAGUGAAUAUGCGUAUGCCCGCUGGCAGUGGCCAUCAUAUGGGGGGUACAGCAACCACACAUUUGGGUUCAACACCGCAAUACAUAUUGCCACGAUCACCCAUCAACCAUGAAACAGCAGGAGGUUUUAGCACUUCAUCAGCCAUGUCACCCUCAUUUUCACCCUCACUUUCACCGUUGGCGACAAGGUCGCCAUCCAUCUCGCCGCUGGGGGGUCAUCAUAUGGUGAAUAUGCCCAGGCAUCAGCCACAAGCAACACAAAGAGGUAAAAAUAUGGUGGAGCAAAUACGAAUGUAAGCCUAUGAUGAAAGAGGUAGGGAUGGAAGUGAAAAGAAGAAGUAUAGACAACAACAACAACAACGUGAUUUAGUAUUACUAAGCUUAGACAUAUAAGUCAAACAAACACAUGCACUCACUCAUACAAGCAUAUACAUCGUACAUACAUAUACACACUAGAAACACUUAAGAGUGGUUGGAGUAGGUAUAAAAGGGGAUAAACACUCAAAGAAUAUACAAAUAAACAAUUGGUAGGUUUUUUUUGUUUAUUGGUGUAUACCCCCCUUGAGGCUUGCAAACCACUCUUGGCUGUGCUUAACCAGAACAAACAAAAAAUUGAAACUCAACUCAAUUCACUUCAUGUAAAUUAAAAAUUCAUUGAGUUCUCACAACUUUGUAAAUAUUUUCCCUUAGCUUAGCAAAAACAACAUAACAAUUGAAAACGAAAUGCCAUUAUUUUAAGUUAGAAAGUAUACGAAAAACAAAAUCGAUUAUCGAUUUACAAUUAUCGAACCUUUAAAUACUCAAAGUAAAAGUACACAAGUACACA